Molecule: messenger RNA, 852 nt
Organism: Aspergillus aculeatinus CBS 121060
Lineage: Eukaryota; Fungi; Ascomycota; Eurotiomycetes; Eurotiales; Aspergillaceae
Product: DUF3716 domain-containing protein
Exons: 3
Coding region: 1-852 (283 amino acids)
Source: RefSeq, a predicted model, not a curated record
AUGACAGUCGAUGGGCAAAGUGCAGCUUACACAUGUCUCUACUGCAUCUAUGGGUUUCCCGCGGCAAAGCCCUUAUCGCAAUGGACGAGUUUCACGGACAAGGAUAUCUCCUCCCAGCGCCCCGACAAACGGGAGGCCAGCCUAAUGAUGCAGGCGGGGGAGAUCAGAACCGGGCCGAAUGAAUGCACCUCCUGCCAGAAAAGGAAGGGGUAUUGGCAAGACUGCGUCGCAAUAGAAGACCGGACUCUCCAGGACCAGCGCAUGGGGCACCUCGCGGUGUGUGCAAACUGCAUUCGAAGCAAGACCAAGGGGUUAUGCUCCUUCAACCCGAAUUGGUCGCCCGAAAAGGAGGAACAACAGCGCGCGAGGAAAAACGAGCGUCAAACGGAGAACCGCAAGCGGCUGCGCGAGAUCGUGAAGCCAGCCCUAGAGAUCGCGGUACGCGAAAUCUCGCAGGUUUUGCCGGAGGAACGCCACUGGCCUCCUUUGGGCACCCGUCUCAGCGACGCGUGGGCGUUACUUGCCAUCAACGAACUGUCUACUGCGGACAGAGCCCAUUACUAUCCACCAGAUUUUGACCAACAGGGCUGUGACGCAGGCUUCUGCAGUGAACUGGACGAAAACCAUAUAUCAUUGCCCAAGGCUGGAAAGAAGGAACGUCUCGCAAAGAAGAAGGAUCAGGAAGAGAAGAAGUCUGUGGUGAACGGGGUGGAGAAUGACGAGAAGGCAGACAUUGAUAUGCGCUUUGGAGCUUUUUCGCCAAGUGACAGAGGUAUUCAGCAUUACGGGUUUGUGCUUAGCAGACCGCUCGAGCAGGUGAUAGGCAAGAAAGACGACUUUCGGUCAUUUUAG